CAUUGAUGGAGAUGAAUAUAACUGCAACAAGACUCAAGUGCGCAAAGUUAUUUCCGGUGUUGUUGGAGCAGCAUCAAGUGUUACUUCUAUUCAAGUUGCCAACCUAUUGCGGCUGUUCAGAAUACCACAAGUAUCCUUCUUCUCAACGAGUCCUGAACUCAGCAAUAAACAACGCUUUGAAUAUUUUACUAGGACGAUACCAUCUGAUCACUAUCAGGUAAAGGCAAUGGUCGAUAUCGUUCGCAAAAUGGGCUGGAGUUACAUUUCCAUAAUUUAUGAAGAAUCGAAUUAUGGAAUUAAGGCCUUUGAAGAACUCGAAGACCUCCUCGCCGAGCAUAAUAUUUGCAUUGCAAUCAAGGAAAAGUUGGUUAAAGAUUCAGGCGUCGCAGAUGAGUCUGCUUACGACAACAUCGUUCAAAAACUGUUGACGAAGCCGAGAGCUAGAGGUACGAUAAUAUUUGGCUCAGACCAAGAAGUGGCAGGAGUUAUGAGAGCCGUCAAACGCAACAAUGCAACUGGAAGCUUUUCCUGGAUUGGGUCCGAUGGAUGGAGUGCGAGAUCAUUAGUUUCCGAUGGCAAUGAAGCAGAAGUAGAGGGAACUCUUUCAGUACAACCUCAAGCAAACCCUGUUCGAGGAUUUGAAGAGUAUUUUUUAAGCUUGAACGUUGAAAAUAACCCAAGAAAUCCAUGGUUUGUUGAGUUUUGGGAAGAUCAUUUUAUGUGCCGGUAUCCAAACAGCUCCAGCACGCCAUACAAUCAGAAAUACUCUACCGCAUGUACUGGUAAAGAGAAAUUAACCAGACAGAACACUGUUUUCGAAAAUCAGCUUCAGUUUGUUUCGGAUGCUGUCAUGGCGUUUGCUUAUGCUAUAAGAGAUAUGCAUAAGGAUCUAUGUCAUGGUCAACCCGGACUGUGUGAUUCUCUCAAGCCUACGAAAGGAUCUGAGCUGCUUAGAUUUCUACGCAAAGUUGAUUUUGAAGGUCUAAGCGGUGAUCGAUUUCAUUUUGACAUGAAUGGAGACGGUCCAGCCAGAUACAAUAUAAUACACUUUAAGCAAGUACUUCCUGGCAAAUAUCAAUGGGUCCGUGUUGGAGAGUAUGUUGAAGGAGAAUUACGAUUGAAUUCUACUGAUAUCCAAUUCAAAUUAGACCAUCCAAAGCCACCUGAGUCAGUAUGCAGUCUCCCUUGCGGAUUAGGGCAAGCGAAAAAGUAUGUGGAGGGUGAAAGCUGCUGCUGGCACUGUUUUAAUUGCACACAAUAUCAGAUUCGCCAUGAAACCGAUCCAACACAGUGCAUCAAUUGUCCCCUGGGAACGUUACCUCAUCAUCUCCACAUCCGUUGUGUUGAAAUACCGGAAGAGUACUUGCGACCGGAAAGUGGAUGGGCCAUUGGAGCUAUGGCAUUAAGCUCCACUGGAAUCCUUAUUACGAUGUUUGUUAUAUGUGUAUUCAUUCGGUACAACGACACUCCUGUCGUAAGAGCAUCUGGGAGAGAACUAAGCUACGUACUUCUUGCGGGAAUACUCAUGUGCUAUUGUAUUACCUUUGCACUAGUCAUUCGUCCAACGGAUAUUACUAUGAAGCAGGCUUUAAUCUCUGCCCCCGUGCUCGUAUAUCCUCGGCCCAAUAGAAUGUUCAUUUUGGGCGCCAACGCCAGCAAUGUGGGAAUGGGAGUCGUUCUUCCGAAGUUAGAAGAUGACCAAGAGAAGAUUCUGAUAAAUGCAGUUUGGAUGAUAAUUUCACCAGCAAGAGCCAUGCAUCAUUAUCCUUCGAGAGAAGAUAAUUUGUUGGUGUGUUCUUCAGACAUAGAUGCUUCAUAUAUGAUAGCAUUUACAUACCCGAUUUUUCUUAUUAUUAUUUGCACCGUGUAUGCCGUUCUUACAAGAAAAAUUCCUGAAGCUUUUAAUGAAUCAAAGCACAUUGGUUUCACCAUGUACACCACAUGUGUAAUAUGGUUGGCAUUUGUACCGCUUUACUUUGGCACCGUCAACCACGUUGCCUUGAGGAUAACGAGCAUGUCAGUGACGAUUAGUCUUUCCGCUAGUGUCACAGUUGUCUGCCUCUUCUCUCCAAAGCUCUAUAUAAUUCUUAUACGGCCAGAACGAAACAUUCGGCAAAGUAUGAUGCCGAUGAGAUUCACUAAUUUUAACAAGAAUUCUGGAUCAAGUAGCAUUAUGGCUCCCAUACUCGUUACAGCUGCAACGUGUGAUUCAAAACAGCAGAUUCGCCGACAUAUACCUCCGCCAUCUAUUUCUGAUAAAGAAGAUACAGAUUUUAGUAGCAAAACGAAACUCGAGACCAGCGAUUGCAGUACUCAAACAGAGGCCUUGAAUAUGGAAGAUAAUACUACCCAUAACAUCACUCAAGACUGUUCGCCAAAAAUUAACAAUAACUGCAAUUUUGAUCGCGGUCGAAUUGAAAUAGUUUCAGUAGAUAAAAAUUGCCAUUCGUAAUAAAAUACAUUGAAUCAACUUUAACGACCAAUAUUGAUAUUACUACAUGGAUUAUUAAAAACUACAAAACAGAUAUAUACUUGACAAAAAUAGAGAAACGUACAGUGUUUUGCUUACAGCUUUUAUAGAUUACAUUAAUUUUACUUGACACAUAAAGAAGGACAUUCGCAAUAAAUUAUGUAAUUAGAACGUACUAUUUGAAAUUCCACAAAUUGAUCAAUCGCAAAGUUAAUAAACUUAGACCAUUUGCCCUAGCACAUUACUGUACGUUUCACAUAUUGAACAUUAGGUGCAUAGAUUAUGUGGUUUACAGGGUACGCAAUAGUAUUUAAGGUCCAUAUUAUUCAAUUGUCAAAUGUGUCAAAAUAAGCUCCAUCAUCUGCUACGACUAUUAUGCUGGUUUUUCGGUAGCUUUUAAACAUAAAGAAACAGUCCAAUGAAUUCAUUUAUCAAUCUCAUUGCAAGCAAACGACGCAAAACUAAUCGAUCCUAUAGGUACAGACAAAAAAAAAACGUUGAAGUGGCCAGAAUGAAGUUCCCACAGUUGUGAAAUUUUAAUUAAAAGCAAACUUAUAAUGACUGUUUAUUAGGAUAUUCCAAUUUAUGUUUCCUUUUAGCUUUGAAAAAUUGGUUAUCUCCGUUAUUGCCACAGGGUAUUUGGUUACGUUAGA
Agrilus planipennis (emerald ash borer) is the source of this 3123-nucleotide messenger RNA. Its product is annotated as metabotropic glutamate receptor-like. NCBI's taxonomy places the organism in Eukaryota, Metazoa, Arthropoda, Insecta, Coleoptera, Buprestidae. Gene Ontology annotation, biological process: G protein-coupled receptor signaling pathway. Gene Ontology annotation, cellular component: membrane. The coding region runs from base 227 to 2452 and encodes 741 amino acids. The record is from RefSeq and is a predicted model, not a curated record. Gene Ontology annotation, molecular function: adenylate cyclase inhibiting G protein-coupled glutamate receptor activity. The transcript is spliced from 14 exons.